Messenger RNA from Stegodyphus dumicola, 1513 nucleotides. Its product is annotated as BRCA1-associated RING domain protein 1-like. Gene Ontology annotation, molecular function: ubiquitin-protein transferase activity; protein binding. Gene Ontology annotation, cellular component: BRCA1-A complex; BRCA1-BARD1 complex. Lineage: Eukaryota; Metazoa; Arthropoda; Arachnida; Araneae; Eresidae. The record is from RefSeq and is a predicted model, not a curated record. Gene Ontology annotation, biological process: protein K6-linked ubiquitination.
AUCGUUUUUAAACUUAUACGUAUUAAAAGCUCUCGAAAUUUGUAACACUAUUUAUUGUUUCCUUAUAUUGAAAUGUGACACAAAAUCUUUACAGAUUGCAUUACUAAAAUAAUAUUCAAAUACACUGCUUCGUAACCGAAUAACUUGGAUAAAAAGUGCGGGAAAGUUCAGUGUGUAAUUAUAUCAACAAACAUGUCUUCGUCCGAAAUUCUGAAGGAUGUAAUGAAUAUGGAGGAGACUCUAAAAUGUAAAGUUUGCAAGAAUCUGCUUUGUGAUCCAUUACUCAUUGGAAAAUGUGGACAUACUCUAUGCAAAAAUUGUUUUGAAGGCAUUUCUGACUCAAAAUGCCCUGUCUGUAGAGUUCCUGUGAACAGCAGAGAUUCAUUAGAAGAUAAACAGUUAAAAGAUGUACUUGUACAGCUAAACAAAUUGAAAAAUAUCCUUGAAAUUGAACAAAAUUUAAAUAAAAAUCAUGCAUCAGAAGAUCUUGAAACCUCCAAGGCAAAAAUUGCAUGUUCGGAUGUUUCUCAUGGAUUGUCUGCAGUCACCAAUGGAAAUAAAAUGGAUUCUCCAAAAUGCUCAACACCAAAAACAAAAUUGUGUAAAAUGUUUUUGUCUAAAAAUGCUUCAAAAGUGUCAAGUAGUGAAGAAAGCAUAGUUGAAGAAACGCAAGAAAAUACAUCAGUCAAGUCUUUAUCAAAAAGUGCAAAGAAAUGUGCAGCAUUUUCUAAUGCAUCUGAGAAAAAGAAAUUAUCUUCUAAGGUUUCAGAUGUACCUGUGCAGUCACCUUCUAAUCUAAAUAAAAAAAAUCAUAAAGGUGAAACACUGCUUCAUCGGGAAGUUAUUAAAGGAAAUAUUGAUAAAGUGAAGAAACUCUUAGAUGAUGGAGCUUUAGUAAAUACUCAAGAUAAUAAUGGUUGGACACCUCUGCAUGAAGCUAGCAGUCAUGGUUAUGUUGAAAUAGCAAAAUUACUUCUGGAUCAUGGAGCCCUUGUAAAUGUUCCUUCUCUGAAAGAUAAUAUUACUCCCCUUCAUGAUGCUCUGAUUAAUGAAAAGAUGCAAAUUGCCAUACUUUUAGUUUCUAGAGGUGCUGAUUUACAUUUAAAAACCUCUCUUGGAAAUACUGCUUUGGACUUAUGUAAAACUGAUGAGGACAGAAAUAUUUUAAUUGAUGCUUGUUCUCCAUUUAUUAGUUCAAAUAUUUUAAUUCCAAGUGAUAAGGUGGAAGCUGAUAAAAAUGAAAAAAUUGUUUUCUUGCCUACUAAUUUAGCUGAUCACCAAAAGAUCCAGCUGCAGAAAUGUGCACAGUUAUUAAAAGCAGAUAUUGUGGAUGAAUUCAACCAUAAUGUUUCUCAUAUAAUAACAUCAUGUGACAGCAUGGGAAAUUGUACUCGUACAAUGAAAGUUUUAAUGGGAAUGUUAUCUGGUAAAUGGAUUAUUAAUUCCCAGUGUAAGUCAGUUUUUAUUGAAACUUUUAUAUAUAGUUAUUCAGAUUAAUACAAGUAAUUUAAUU